Magnolia sinica is the source of this 1281-nucleotide messenger RNA. RefSeq lists its product as uncharacterized. The transcript has 3 exons. The coding region runs from base 1 to 1281 and encodes 426 amino acids. The record is from RefSeq and is a predicted model, not a curated record. NCBI's taxonomy places the organism in Eukaryota, Viridiplantae, Streptophyta, Magnoliopsida, Magnoliales, Magnoliaceae.
AUGGCUGCAGCUAUGCAGCAGCAACAAGACGUAUUCAUGCGCCAGCAACGAGACAUGCAUGCCCUCAGAUGGAAUCUUUGGGGAACAGAGAUCGCAGGAAAGCAUCCCGAGAAAGAUAUAGUCGAGGCGAAGUUCCUUGAAAAAUACUUCCCCUGGUCAUGUAGGAAUGAGAAGAUAGCUCAGUUCUUAAAGCUGGAGCAAGGCAGUCUGACCGUCGCCCAAUAUAAGGCUCGGUUCAAUGAACUUUCUCAAUAUGUGCCGAAAGCCCUGGAAGAUGCUGAGUACAAAUUACAGAAAUUCAAGGAAGGACUUAGGCAGGGAAUCCAGUCACGACUAUGUGCCUGGGACUUCGAAGACUUCACCAAGCUGGUGGAUAAGGCUAUAAGAGUCGAAAAUAAUUUUGAACGCGCCCUAAGGACCCGUUCCUCAGCUAGGGAAGCCCUAGUCAGGCCCAGACAGGCGCCUCCGGCCCCAUUUGCAAGGAGGGCCAGGGUCAUGCUUGCAGGUGCACCCCCCAUGCCUCCCGUAAAAGGCUGCGAGUACUGCCACAAGAUCGUGCAUUCCGCACGAAGUUGUUUAAAAAAGAUGAGAGAUGAAGGCAUCGCUCCACUAGCAAGUCACCCUCAGACAGGGCUAGUAGCUGCCAGGCCAGCACUAAGGCCGCAGAUGCAGAGAUCGGGACCUCUAGUCCACCAGAGGGCCCCUACUCGCGUAUUCGCUGUAGCCACGACAGACACUGAGGAAGACCUCCAUCAGACCAUUCACGGUACCGCUCACAUACAUGGUACCCUUGUCUUUCUCUUAUUUGAUUCUGGUGCAACCAUAUCUUUCAUGGACUCUACUAUUGCAAAUAGACUAGGGCUGAACAUAACUCGCAUACAUGCUCCCUUAGUCGUAGCAUCCCCCAUGGGUAAAUUCCUUGAAACAGACAAGAUAUGUAAAGAUUGUCCCCUUACUCUCGCACACCAUGAAGUGGCUGUGGACCUAAUCCUCAUGCCUAUGAAACAAUUCGACAUCAUGCUCAGGAUGGAUUGGCUUUCUCAAGUUCGGGCAGUAAUGGACUGCCACAACAAAAUGGUCACCAUAACAGUCCUUGGGCAGGCCUCCUUCACUGUAAAAGGGAAAAUAUUUCAAGAGAUACUAGGACUACCCCCAAGGCGAGCAGUAGAUUUCUGCAUCAACCUCAAACCAGGAACUGCCCCUAUAUCAUUACCACCGUUCCGAAUGCCCCCAUGUGAAAUGGAAGAGCUUAGGAAGCAGAUAGAUGAGUUGAUGACAUAG